This is a messenger RNA of Nilaparvata lugens (brown planthopper), 581 nucleotides long. Its product is annotated as RNA-binding protein 1-like. The record is from RefSeq and is a predicted model, not a curated record. Lineage: Eukaryota; Metazoa; Arthropoda; Insecta; Hemiptera; Delphacidae. Gene Ontology annotation, biological process: mRNA splicing, via spliceosome. Gene Ontology annotation, molecular function: RNA binding. Gene Ontology annotation, cellular component: nuclear speck.
UUCUUCAAUUUCCAGACAUGAGCCGUCCCGUGAAUGGGACCCGUCCUGCAAAGUUUACGUGGGUAACUUGGGCAACAAUGCAUCCAAACAUGAGUUGGAGGAUGUUUUCACGAAGUAUGGACCACUAAGAAAUGUAUGGGUAGCCAGAAAUCCUCGUUUCGCAUUUGUCGAGUUCGAAGACCCCAGAGAUGCCGAGGACGCCGUCAGGGGACUCGAUGGAACACGUUGCUGUGGCACACGUAUUGUUGUGGAAAUGUCAACUGGCAGACGUCGGAGCGGAGGUGGUGGGGGAAGGGGGGCCAGAAGGAGUCCAAUCAGAAGGUCGCGCUCGCCGUAUGCUCGCCGUCGGUCUUCGAUGAGUCGCUCGAGGUCUCGCAGCCCUGUGCGCAGGUCCAGAUCCUAUUCCAGGGACCGCCGAUAAUUUUAUGACGAUACAUCUGCAUUAUUGAGUACGUGUGGUGAUGAAGCAAGAAGAUUUUUAUUAUGUGUGAGCAUUUACUCUGAAUUUUGUAUUUAUUUGGAGUACGGUAUCCAUCUUAAUUAGAAGUUUAUUGAACAAAGUGAACUAUUCCCAAUAUAAG